Didymodactylos carnosus is the source of this 591-nucleotide messenger RNA. Lineage: Eukaryota; Metazoa; Rotifera; Eurotatoria; Philodinida; Philodinidae. The record is from the annotation of a GenBank genome assembly.
AUGUCUAAAGCCCCUUUAGGUGACUUAUCUGUAAACACAUUUGAACGUCAUCGUAAUGCAAAUUUGUUAUUAUCACCAUUGAGAACAAUAAAAAACGAAAACUGCAUGUCUGCUCGAUCUUCUCCUUAUCGAUCAUCCCCACAUCGUCUGACAAAACAACAGCAAUGUCAGCUUCUAUCUAAUCAAACAACAGUUGGUGUUUUAACAGAUGUCACAAUUUCAGUUGUUCAAGUCCAUGACAAACAGACAAUGACAUCAGAUUAUGCUGAUGACGAUGUUAAGUAUAGAACGAAUAUGAAUGAAGAUUUGUUUAACAUGUGUGUAAAAGCUGAUGCACCAGAGUCUUAUUGGAAAAUAAUUGCUGAAAAAAGAAGACUAGCUAUUGAAGAAACACAAAAUGAAAAUGAACAGCUUCAUGAAUUAAUUGAACAGUUAAAUGAGGAGAACGAACAUUUGCGAGAUCUUGCUGAACAAUGUCAAUAUUUAAACAAUAUAGUGUUGGAAUUAGUUCCUCAAGACGAACAGAAAGAUGCUGAAAUGAAAAUCAAUGGAAAUGAAUAUUUAACGUCAACAACACAUCAGGAACAAUAA